UUGAAUUAGAUAUCAUCUAUUCUCACAAAAAAAGGAAAAAAAAUGGUAGCUCAGAGUGUGACUAAUAAACAGAUCGCGCGUUAUUGGAAUCAGCGACGGAGGUUGGAGGAAGAUCAUCUCUUCGCCGCCGUCAAGGCCGCCGCUCGCCUCCGCGCUCAGAAUCUCUCCGAGGAUGAUUACCUGAGAUUCAAGGAGUCCUUAGCGGUGGUGGAGGAGGAGAAGAGUAAAUCUGCGGUAGCGAAAGACUGGUGGACUAAGAGCAAAUAUGCGUAUCUAAACCAGCCAGCGGCGGAUCAUCCAAGGAGAAGAACCGAUCACUUUCAUCUUCUUCCUCCUCAAUAUUCAUUCACUUUCAAAUCUGCUUCUCUUCUCAAAUCCAUCUCGCCGGCGACCUAGCUACCUACCUACUCCAUCACCUCACCUCCGAUCGCCAUAUGUCCUCUAAAUUAAAUGCAUCUUGUUAUACAAAUUCAUAUGUAUAUAAGUUGUUUUUCUUGUAUAUGCAAAUCAUGAAUCGAUUUUUCUUCAAUUA
Salvia splendens (bonfire salvia) is the source of this 532-nucleotide messenger RNA. RefSeq lists its product as uncharacterized. Bases 43 to 396 code for a protein of 117 amino acids. Lineage: Eukaryota; Viridiplantae; Streptophyta; Magnoliopsida; Lamiales; Lamiaceae. The transcript has 3 exons. The record is from RefSeq and is a predicted model, not a curated record.